Molecule: messenger RNA, 693 nt
Organism: Yarrowia lipolytica CLIB122
Lineage: Eukaryota; Fungi; Ascomycota; Dipodascomycetes; Dipodascales
Biological process (GO): late endosome to vacuole transport; endosome transport via multivesicular body sorting pathway; protein transport
Cellular component (GO): multivesicular body; ESCRT III complex
Source: RefSeq, a predicted model, not a curated record
AUGAACUACAUCAAAAAAGCGAUAUACGGCCCCGAUCCGGCGGAGCAGCGGCGCACGUGCCAGUCUCUGAUUCGGCAAAACCAGCGACAGAUCGACCGGCAGCUGGCGUCGCUGCAGUCGUCAGAGGCCAAAACCAAGCAGAUGAUCAAGGCAUCUGCGAAACGAAACGAUGUCAAAAGUGCGCGGAUUUUGGCUAAGGAGAUCUACGGCGUCAAGAAACAGCGGGAACGGCUUCACACGUCCAAAGCACAACUUAAUUCUGUCUCACUUCAGGUCGAUGAGGCGUUUUCUCUACAGAAGAUCCAAGGGUCGAUGAAAACGUCAACAGGGGUCAUGAAGGAGGUCAACCAGCUGGUGCGUCUUCCCGAGCUCAUGGGAUCGAUGCAGCAGCUGUCCAUGGAGCUUGUCAAGUCUGGAAUCAUCGACGAAAUGGUCGGAGACACCUUGGACACUCUAGAUGAUAACGAAAUGGUGGAUGAGGACGCAGAAAAGGAGAUUGACAGCAUUUUGGGCGAAAUCACAAACGGCGCUAUUGGUACCCCUCAGCCGGCCAAGGAGAAGGUUGCCCCCAAGAAGGAGAGCGUCACUCCUGUUCCCCAGGCUCCUACCACCGAGCUGGAAGAUGAGGAGGAUGAGGAUGAUGAGGCCUUGUUGAUGGAUAUGAGAGAGCGGUUUAAGGCGCUACAGGGAUAA